Molecule: messenger RNA, 456 nt
Organism: Lodderomyces pseudojiufengensis
Lineage: Eukaryota; Fungi; Ascomycota; Pichiomycetes; Serinales; Debaryomycetaceae
Exons: 1
Coding region: 1-456 (151 amino acids)
Biological process (GO): sterol biosynthetic process
Cellular component (GO): endoplasmic reticulum membrane; intracellular membrane-bounded organelle
Molecular function (GO): heme binding
Source: RefSeq, a predicted model, not a curated record
AUGACAAGAUCAUCUAGGCGAGAGAUAUCACUACGAGAAAUCAAAAAACAUGAUCAACCAAAUGAUUUAUGGAUGAUACUAUAUAAUAAAGUAUAUGAUUUAACAGAAUUUACAAAAUAUCAUAUAGGAGGUAUUGAAGUAUUAUAUGAUUGUGGAGGAUCAGAUGCAACAGAAGCAUUUGAAGAUGUUGGACAUAGUGAUUUUGCAGUUGAAAUGUUAAAACCUUAUUUAAUUGGUGAAGUUGAAUUUAAUGAAAGAAAAAUUUAUCAUUCUUAUAAAUCUUUAAGUCCUGAAAUUGAAUUUAUUGAAUCAAUUACAAAAAGAGAUGAUUAUAAUUUUGAAAAUUUUAAUCAAUUUAUUAUAAGAAAAAUAAAACAAUUGACUAAUAUUAUGAUACUAUCUAUACUAGCAAUUUCAUCAUUUAUACUAUUGAUAUUAAUUCAAAAUUACAAGUAA